AUGAAAGAUUCAGAUAGUAAUCCAUCCAAACAAGCCAAAGAAUUGGAUGCGGCUAACAUGGACGAUUCUAAAGAAGUCAUUAUGAAGCCCAAGUUUAGAGAAAGUGAUGCAGGUGAUGGAACUACAAGAGAGGACCAGAUACUAACAGGAACAAGAUUUUAUCUGUGUGCAGCCUCAUUACUUCUCUGUCUCUUUUUGGUGGCCCUAGAUCAGAUGAUCACGGCGGCGAUUUUGACAACUAUUGCUAACGACUUUAAGGCUUUUAAUAAGUUGACGUGGAUCACCGCCUCUUUUAUGAUGCCUUUAGGAUGUUGUGCCCAAGUCUGGGGUAGAUUGUCCAUCAGCUUCGGUAGAAGGUGGACAAUGGUCACUGGAAUUGUUCUUUUCGAGAUCGGUUCUUUAGUAGCAGCUUUAUCCAACUCCAUGGAUAUGUUUAUUGGAGGUAGGUCUAUUCAGGGUGUCGGAGGAUCAUGCAUUCAAACCAUAGUUAUGGUGAUCGCUGCAGAAAUUACUACCAUUGAUAAGAAACCUUUACUUUUCGCAUCACUUAGUAUAAUGUUUGUUGUGGCUUCUGUCAUUGGUCCGCUUGUUGGUGGUUCUUUGGGUGCUUAUACCACCUGGAGAUGGUGUUUUUGGAUAAAUAUAUGUUGCGCAGGUCUUAUCUUUCCUUUCUUUCUUUAUUCCUACAGACCCAAACCUCCUGUCAGUUCUUUCAAAGAAAAACUCAAAACUGUCGAUCUAUUGGACAACUUUUUGAUGAUCGCUUCUUGUGUCUUAGUCUUAUUGGCCAUAUCCUUUGGUACUACCGAAACAACUUGGAGAUCUGCCUCGGUUAUCUGCUGCUUCAUCAUUGGUGGUUUACUAAUGGCUACCUUUUGCUUGUACAACUUUAAAUAUUCAAAGUUUCCUGCAAUUCCAAGAAACAUUGUCUCUGUUCCCACGAUAAUGGCUGCAUUUGGCUCCUACACUUUCAACUACUCCACAGUGAUGGUUUUUGCCCAAUUUUUGAGCAUAUACGUUCAAAAUGUGCUCCAUCAUAAUGCUUUCCAUACAGGUCUUUUUAUCAUUCCUUGUGCAAUCGCUUCCUCUAUAUCUGCCAUUUGUAACGGUAUCAUAAUUAGGCAAACGAGCCAAAUCAAAAUCUUUUCUGUCUUGGCAAAUGUUCUUCUUCCUAUAUCCACGGGUCUAAUGAUUCUGCUAGAUACAAAGGAAAAUUUGGGUUACAUCAUCGGCUUUGAAAUCCUUCUAGGUGUUGCCAGCGGCUUAAAUUUCCAAGGACCAAUGAUGAGCUCGAUGAUAAAAGCUCCGAAGACCCCUAGUUCUACAAUUUUGACAGCUGCCUUUCUUAAUUUUGGAAGAAGUACAGGCACUGCUCUUUUCUCCGAGAUUGGUGGUGCAAUCUACAUGGAAUCUUUAAAAUCCGGAAUGAGAAAAAUUGCUCCAGAUAUUGAGGAGACUCAAUAUCCCCUCGAAACUAUCCUCUAUCAAACUACCUUACUUGAGAAAUUGAGUGUUCAUGAUGAAAACUUGAUCUUGGGCCAGAUCAUGAAAAGUGUUAGAAACGUAUUCUGGAUGGGUCUAGCCAUGUCCUUUAUGGCACUCAUUUGCUCCAUAUUUAUGUCCAAUGCUAAGUUACCCAAAAGCGAAGACGUCGAGGCUUGA
This is a messenger RNA of Brettanomyces nanus, 1662 nucleotides long. RefSeq lists its product as uncharacterized. The transcript has a single exon. Gene Ontology annotation, biological process: transmembrane transport. The record is from RefSeq and is a predicted model, not a curated record. Bases 1 to 1662 code for a protein of 553 amino acids. NCBI's taxonomy places the organism in Eukaryota, Fungi, Ascomycota, Pichiomycetes, Pichiales, Pichiaceae. Gene Ontology annotation, molecular function: transmembrane transporter activity.